This is a messenger RNA of Trifolium pratense (red clover), 1181 nucleotides long. RefSeq names its product probable protein ABIL5. The transcript is spliced from 8 exons. NCBI's taxonomy places the organism in Eukaryota, Viridiplantae, Streptophyta, Magnoliopsida, Fabales, Fabaceae. Bases 268 to 1029 code for a protein of 253 amino acids. The record is from RefSeq and is a predicted model, not a curated record.
GUGUCAGUCACUACCAUACUAUAAAAAAAAUAUCAAAAAAUUGGAAGAACAAAAUGUCACGGGACUGAAAAACUGUGUUAUUUGUCAUUUUCCAACAUGUUUUGAAUUGUCUCUUAAUUGAGUUUUGUUUGUUUCAUAAUGUCACAAACACAAGUGUGACAUAAUCCCUUUUGUGAACUCUUCUUAUCUUUGUUGCUUUUAAAAGCAUUGUUGUUUUUUGUUUUCAUAACUUCAACUUUUGUUGAUUUUUUCCUCUUAAUCAGUAACAUGGAUGUAAGUUUUAAGUCAUUUUCCUUUGAAAAAUCAGAAGCUGAGCCAGAAGUUGAAGAAAACAUGCACUUUCUUAAGUCUCUUCAGGAGCUUAAAGAAUUGAGGUCUCAGCUUCAUUAUGCUGCUGAUUACUGUGAAACAACAUUUGUGGAAAGUGAAAAGAAGAGAGAUGUGAUGGAAAAUACAAAAGAAUACAUAUGUAGGGCAAUGGUCACUGUGGUUGAUCAUCUUGGAAAUGUAUCCUCUAAUCUUGAAGGACUUAUUUCUCACACAAAUGCAUUUUCUGAUGCUGAAAUAAGAAUUCAAUGCCUCAAACAAAAACUUUUGUCAUGUGAACAAUAUGCUGAUAAAGUUGCCCUCUCAAAUAUGCAAUGGAAGGAGAAAUUGCCAAGAUUCCAUACCAGAUAUUUAUCAUCACCUCCUAUUCUUGAGAGAUCAAGAAGUGAAAAAUUAAGUGAUUCUAAAAGUGAAGUUCCUUCAAAAAAAGAAGAUAAACAUACACAAGAGGAUUUGCCACUUUAUAUGUACACUCAGAAUCCAUUUACAUCUAAGAAUUUGAAGCCAGCCACUGCUACUGUUAGCAAGCACAAGAAUUUAGCAUUUGUGAUGCCUGUUCGCGACGGUUUGUCAGUGUUAGCAAAAGUUUCAAAUCCUACAUUUCAUUUCCAAGCUACUCCAAAGUCUGCGCCGCGUCAUAGAAGAUCCUUGCAUGGAAGCGAUGUCUUAUGGCUCAUUAGGCGCUCUAAACGAGCACAUUGAAAAACUAGAGAGAUAUAUCUUAAUUGCUUCCAUGUUACAUAUCUAGUCUUAAGCAUUUAUAGUGUUAGGGCUUAUCCUUUCCAUUUGACAGUUUAGUGUUAAUUGCAUGAUUCAAGAAUCAAAUAUGAUUAAUAAAAUAUUUGUAUUUGGAA